UAAUAAUUGAAGAAUCCUAUCACAGCAAUCACAGAAAGCUAGGAAUAAACUGUUCUGGAUGUCACUGACUGGCUGCAUUAGGUCAUUUGGAAUAACAUGCUUGAAAGUACUUGGUAGUGUUGAUUACCUGUACUGCAGCACAAGAGCUCCAGCCCAAUCCUUUUCAAACACUUUUCUCCGAACAUGGGGGAAAACGAUGAUGAAAAAUACAGUCAAGCUGGCCAGAUAUUUGAAAACUUUGUACAAGCAUCAACAUGCAAAGGCACCAUUCAGGCCUUUAAUAUUCUCACUCGCCAACUUGAAUUGGAUCCUUUGGACAAUAGAAACUUUUACACCAAACUGAAGUCAAGAGUGACCACGUGGAAGGCCAAAGCUUUGUGGAACAAGCUUGAUAAAAGAGCGAGUCACAAAGAAUAUAAACGUGGAAAAUCUUGUAUGAACACUAAGUGUUUAAUUAUCGGAGGUGGCCCAUGUGGCUUGCGGACUGCCAUAGAACUUGCCUUUCUGGGAGCCAAAGUUGUUGUUGUGGAGAAGCGGGACACCUUCUCAAGAAAUAAUGUGUUGCAUCUCUGGCCAUUUACAAUCCAUGACCUCCGGGGACUGGGAGCAAAGAAAUUCUAUGGAAAAUUCUGUGCAGGAUCUAUCGAUCACAUCAGUAUUCGACAGCUUCAACUUAUCCUCUUCAAAGUUGCACUUAUACUAGGAGUUGAAAUCCAUGUGAAUCUAGAAUUUGUGAAAGUCCUGGAACCUCCUGAAGAUCAAGAAAACCAAAAGAUAGGUUGGAGGGCUGAAUUUCUCCCCAUGGAUCACCCUUUGUCAGAGUAUGAAUUUGAUGUUAUUAUUGGUGCAGAUGGCCGCAGGAACACGUUAGAAGGUUUCAGGAGGAAGGAGUUCCGUGGAAAGCUGGCCAUAGCUAUCACUGCCAAUUUUAUAAACAGAAAUACAACUGCAGAAGCCAAGGUAGAAGAAAUUAGUGGUGUUGCUUUCAUCUUCAAUCAGAAGUUCUUCCAGGAUCUUAAAGAGGAAACGGGAAUUGACCUGGAGAAUAUUGUUUACUAUAAAGAUAGUACCCAUUAUUUUGUGAUGACAGCAAAAAAACAGAGUCUUCUGGACAAAGGAGUGAUUAUUAAUGACUAUAUUGAUACUGAGUUGCUCCUCUGUGGGGAAAAUGUGAACCAGAGCAAUUUGCUGUCCUAUGCUAGAGAAGCUGCUGACUUUGCAACCAACUACCAGCUGCCUUCCUUGGAUUUUGCAAUUAAUCACUAUGGGCAACCAGAUGUGGCAAUGUUUGAUUUUACUUCUAUGUAUGCAUCUGAAAAUGCUGCACUAGUGAGACAGAGACACAGACAUCAGCUCCUGGUGGCUCUUGUUGGUGAUAGUUUGCUUGAGCCUUUCUGGCCAAUGGGUACUGGCUGUGCCAGAGGCUUCUUAGCUGCUUUUGAUACUGCAUGGAUGGUGCGGAGCUGGGCUCAAGGAAAACCCCCAUUAGAAAUUCUUGCUGAACGAGAGAGCAUUUAUCGACUCUUGCCUCAAACUACCCCUGAAAAUAUUAACAAGAACUUUGACCAGUAUACCAUUGACCCUGGAACAAGAUACCCAAAUUUGAACUCAAGUUGUGUUCGACCUCACCAGGUGAGACAAUUAUAUGUUACCAAUGAGUUACAACAAUGUCCUCUUGAAAGAGUGAGCUCCAUUAGAAGAUCAGUGAAUCUCUCAAGACAUGAGUCAGAUAUUCGACCUAACAAGCUUUUGACCUGGUGUCAGAAGCAGACAGAAGGGUACCGUAAUGUUAAUGUCACAGACCUGACUACCUCCUGGAAAAGUGGCCUUGCGCUGUGUGCUAUUAUCCAUCGCUUCAGACCUGACCUCAUUGACUUUGAUGCUCUGAAUGAAGAGGAUGUUGUCAAAAAUAAUCAGCUGGCAUUCGAUGUUGCUGAGCAGGAGUUUGGAAUCCCCCCUGUGACCACGGGGAAGGAGGUGGGGUCGGCUGGGGAGCCAGACAAGCUCAGCAUGGUCAUGUACCUCUCCAAGUUCUAUGAACUGUUCAGGGGCACACCUCUGCGGGCAGUAGAUGCUGGUGAGAAGCAAAAUGGAGAACAUAACGAUCUUUGUUCAGCAAAAUCAUCCAACUUUAUCUUUAAUAAUUACAUCAAUUUAACUUCUCCAAGAAAACGAGUACCAAAGGUUGAAGGGAAAACAGAAGAAAAUGAGUCUAACAAAAGACGUCGAAAAGGUCUUUUUGGUGUCUUCGAGGAGACUUCAGGCUUUCCAAGCCAAGCGACAAAUGGGAAAGAACAGAGUGAUUGCAGAGAAGGAACAAACCAGAAUAAAGUUAAAUCAAUGGCAACUCAACUGUUGGCAAAGUUUGAAGAGAAUGCUCCAAAUACAAUUUUUCGGAGGCAGGAGCUAAUAGAUAAACCAGCCCUGCUCUCUUCUGACCCUCCUGUUAAUCCUCGCUUUGCUAAGCUUAAGGAUGCAAGUCUUCUUCCUCCUCAACCAAAAAGGCAGUUUCAGGUGGUAGCUAGGAGUGAACACGAGGUCAGGGAACCCAAACAGUCUUUAGAUGGUUCUGAUCAUAUGGCCAGGAGAGCAAAGACUGUACAAAAAACAGAUACCCAACCCAGUCUGUCAGAAACCUCUGAAAGUCUCGCAUCUGCCUGUUCUGCUGCAUUUGUACUUUCUGGAGUGCUUGAGCGUCUUCAGCACCUGGAGGAAAAAAUGAAACAGAAAAGAGCUCAGACCAUAGCAAAUAGGGAAUUCCAUAAAAAGAAUAUUAAAGAGAAAGCAGCACAUCUUGCCUCAAUGUUUGGAUACAUGGAGCUUCCAAAGAAUAAACUGUCUACUAAAGGGUUAUCCUGUUCUCAGCCCCCAACUCCUUCUUGCUCUCUACCUCAUGACUCAGCUGCUGCCUCUUCUCCAUCAUCUGUUGAUUCAGCUUCCCCUGUUGUUCCUUCUAGACAGAUGACUGUAGGAAAGGUAUCAUGUGCAAUUGGAGCUGUGGCUGAAGUUCUUGUCAAUCUGUAUGUGAAUGAUCACAGACCCAAGCCACAGCUUAACCCCCUUGAACUGAAGCAGUCUCUGGACAGAGCUACAGGUUCUUGCCCCAUUCCUCACUCUCCAUCUUCUGCCUCUACUGCUCAGAGCUGUCAGGCAUCUCUGCGAAAAGAAUUCCCGCAGUCUGUCGGGGGGAGUGACAUUUGUUACUUCUGCAAAAAACGGGUAUAUGUUAUGGAGCGGCUGAGUGCAGAAGGCCACUUCUUUCAUAGGGAGUGCUUCAAGUGUGAAAUAUGUUCUACAACACUCCGCUUAGGAAUUUAUGCCUUUGAUGUUGAAGAAGGUAAAUUUUACUGUAAACCUCAUUUUACACACUGUAAAAUCAGUACUAAGCAGAGAAAGAGAAGAGCAACCUUACAGAUCCAAGGAAAGGAGACAGCAGAAGCAUGGAAGAAAGAGGAACCCAAACCCACAGAGACCACCACAGAAAGCACUUUGUCUACUGCUAGCAGUCCAGAGGACAGGUCCCCAGGUAUCCUGACUUCCUUCUUUAGGGGCACACUAAGCUGGCCCCUUCGGGUGACAAGGGAUCUGCUUGACAUUCCCAGACGCCUGUCUAACUGGAUGCAUGGUUUUCUGCACGCUACCAAUCUUCAUUUCAGGGACAAUGCAUAUAACUAUACCUACUUGUAUGAACUCUUGAGCCUUGGUGUGCCAUUCCUCUGUGCUCUUCUAGAGGUACUUACUCAUAUGUACCGGGAAGCAGAGCUAUCACUUGAAAAUGUGCUUGAAUGGGUGAAAAAAAUUCUGUAGGGUUUAAAUUCUUCUGUGUCUUGCUCAAUUUUGCCUUUCAGAUUUUCAAAAUUAACAGUCUCACUAUUUUCUUGAGGGGUUUUUUGUUUGUUUCUUUGGGGGUUUGUUGUUUUUUUUGUUUGCUUUUAUACUUUUCAUACAACUUAAUGUGUGACUUGAAUGGUGGAUUCCUUCUGAUAUAAAUGAGGUGUGCAAUCAAAAAUUUCAAUAUGAAAUGUACUGUAUUCUAGAGCAUGAAGGGCAAUGUCCAGACACAUUUCCAAAACAUGGCAAUGGAUGAAGGA
Messenger RNA from Melopsittacus undulatus (budgerigar), 4091 nucleotides. RefSeq names its product microtubule associated monooxygenase, calponin and LIM domain containing 2 (gene MICAL2). Gene Ontology annotation, molecular function: protein binding; FAD binding. The transcript is spliced from 25 exons. The record is from RefSeq and is a predicted model, not a curated record. The coding region runs from base 184 to 3807 and encodes 1207 amino acids. Lineage: Eukaryota; Metazoa; Chordata; Aves; Psittaciformes; Psittaculidae.